This is a messenger RNA of Dendrobium catenatum, 1153 nucleotides long. RefSeq names its product peptidyl-prolyl cis-trans isomerase FKBP16-3, chloroplastic. Gene Ontology annotation, molecular function: peptidyl-prolyl cis-trans isomerase activity. Bases 372 to 989 code for a protein of 205 amino acids. The transcript is spliced from 7 exons. NCBI's taxonomy places the organism in Eukaryota, Viridiplantae, Streptophyta, Magnoliopsida, Asparagales, Orchidaceae. The record is from RefSeq and is a predicted model, not a curated record.
UGUUGAAUGCGUAAUUAAGGUUUUAUUUUGGCCUUUUUGUUAGUUCAUAAUCUCUCCUGGUUUUUCUUUUUGGGAAAGACGAUUUACGUUAGCUUGCAUUCUGUUAUGGGAGGAAUGAGUUGCAGAAAUUGUUGAAUUUUUGUCCAUUGUUCCUAAAUUUGGGAUUUUCUUAAGAGAAUACUGAUCUCUCAAACUUUAGAGAUAUUAUUGAACCAGUUCACUUGAAAAACACAGUUUUGAAAAGUUUCUAACGAUAUUUCGAUUUAUUAGGGCAUAGUCACGUAUCUUAAGAGGGGUUUUAUUGGUCUGCAUAUUUUGAUUUCCUGUAAAGUAUAAACUCUACUAAGAGAUCCCCCUGUUGUUUCCAUGAGAUGUUCCCAAAAAAGAUGCCAAAUUUUAAACUAAGAUGCUUUUAUUCAAGCACUGGAAGAAUAGUUGCCAGUGUGGAGGAAUUUACUGAGGAAAACACUCUGAUUAGUCGAAGAACCAUUCUCAGAUUGGUUUCAGCAUCUACUGCUUUUGGAAUAUCCACAGCUAAAACAAAUGGAGCUGGGUUGCCUGAGGAGCAAAAACCAAGAAUUUGUGAUGAAGCAUGUGAGAAGGAGCUUGAAAAUGUGCCAGUGGUAACGACAGAAACUGGUCUGCAGUAUAAGGAUAUACAAGUUGGUGUUGGUCCAACUCCACCUAUUGGUUUUCAGGUUGCAGCAAAUUAUGUUGCCAUGGUACCGAAUGGUCAAAUAUUUGACAGUUCUUUGGAGAAAGGUUUGCCUUACAUAUUUCGUGUUGGUUCUGGUCAGGUAAUAAAGGGACUUGAUGAAGGGAUAUUGAGCAUGAAAAUUGGAGGGAAACGACGACUAUUCAUACCAGGACCACUGGCUUUUCCUAAAGGCCUCAGUUCAGCACCUGGAAGGCCAAGAGUGGCACCUAACAGCCCUGUUGUUUUUGAUGUGAGCUUGGAGUAUAUACCAGGACUGGAAGUUGAUGAAUGAAACUCUCUAACUCAGUAUUUCUUUAUUUAUAUGCAUUUUUUCUUACAUUGAUUCAUCCUAUUGUUUCAAUCUAUAAUGAGGAUGUAAAAUGCAAAUGUUUAUAAUUUGAUGAAAUUAUGUAAUUUUCAAUUCAUAUUAGUUAUGGCAAUAAGUGUUCCUUUGAA